AAACACCAGACUGACAUUGCCGUUACCAGAGUCUCUGGGUACAUCUUCAUACAAACAGACAAACCCAUCUACACGCCGAGACAGCGAGUGAAAUAUCGUAUAAUAGCACUGGGCGAGGAUCAACGCUGGGCACCAUGGCGGGUUCAGAUUGAUAUUAUAAAUCCUCGAGGCAUUGUUGUUGACAGAAUAACACAAACACCACAAGAUGCAUUCAACGGGGCGGAGUUUCCCUUGUCACGUGAUCCGAUGACAGGCACGUGGAAGAUUAGCGCCACCUACGAUGAUCAGGUUGACACAAAAAAUAUCAUCACCUUUGACGUCAUGGAAUACGUUCUGCCACGAUUCGGACUGACAUUCUCUUCAAGCCCGGCCACAAUAUACGUGGAACAAGAAAUGACAAGACUAACGUUGACUGUGAGAGCAAAGUAUGUGUACAAGCAACCAGUGAAGGGCUCAGUAAAGCUGGAUAUACUUACUAUGGUGAACAAUGUGACCUGCUACCUGAUGACAAACCUAGGAGGAGAGUUGGAUCAGUCAGGGCGUCUACAGAUACACGUGGACAGUGCGACGUUGGCGAAGACAAUCGAAGAGAAGUACGACCACUGCGACAACAGCGACGGGUACGACUACGACCCGGCGUACGACCCGGUCCAGCUGGAGGUCGACGUGACGGCCACGGAGAACAGGACGCGGCACGCCGUCAGCAAGAGGUUCAAGUCGGCGCUGGUGACCUUGCAGAGUCUGGCUGUGGAACCGGUCGACUUCAGAAACUACUACAAACCAGGCGUGGAGUACCACUUCAAAGUGAGAAUCGUUUCUAAUGGAAACCCUGUAGGUCAGCGACAGGUGCAGUGCAGCGUUGGUGAUCACUCACUACAAGGAACGACAACCUCGUCUGGGAUUGUUCAAUUUGUUUUUAUGCCUCCACCUGGAGGCUCGUUCAAAAUUGAAGUCACGGUGGACACCGAAACAGAGAAUUUCUAUUUAAAACAAGAGAACACUGGUCUACGUCGUCACAUUUCCGUGUAUCUGGAUAAACCGCCUAAAGUAGUCACCCGAGGUAAAAUCGUCUACUAUCGGAACUGUGAAUCGUCGUCACGUGGUCAGGACAAGUGGACGAUCCCAGCAUCCUUCACUAGAGAGAUGUCGCCGCUGUCGAGGGUCGUCGUUGUCUACAUCGCCAUGGAGGGGACAGUGGCGGAGGUGAUCGCCGACUCUGUCGUCGUCCGCGCGGGAAACACGUGUACAGAGGAGUUGCAGCUGAGUGUUCCGACAGGCGGAAAGCCCAAGGCCACUGCCACCAUGAAGAUCACUGGAGGUCCUGGGAUGCGGGUGGGACUACUGGCGGUCGACAAAGCUGUGUACAGCAUCAAAUUUGAGAAAUCUUUAACAAGAAAAUUGAAUUCCGGGUUUUCCGUCAUGACAAACGCUGACAUCACAUUUCAAGACAAUUCGGAUUUCUCCCGUACGUUACUUACUGACACCGGAAGCGGAAGUAUAGAUUUCGUGUACCCGGACUCUAUCACGACGUGGGUGUUCCAGGCGGUGGGCGUGUCCGCGGACCACGGUCUGUGUGUGUCUAUCAGUAAGAAGGUAGUCGUGUAUCGAGACUUCUUUGUCGACCUCUAUCUCCCGUACAAGGUCACCAGACUAGAGAACAUCCAACCAAAGAUUGCUGUAGCAAACUACAAGAAUUUUUCUUUGGCGGUGAGUGUUCACAUCUCCGUUGACCAGGGCCUGUGUUUACCUGAAGGCGAAGACGGCAACAUCCACUAUGAGCACGUGGUCGUUCCUGCCAACGACAUGGUAGUGCUGCCAUUCAGCGUCAUCCCUGUGAUGUCAGGCGACCUUGCCAUUGACGUCAGAGUGGGCGACGUUCGCAGCUUUGACGGCGUUCGCAAAAUAUUACACGUCGUGACGGAGGGCGAGGAGACCGAGAAAACGAUCACGUUUAACCUGGACCCCCAGGGCAGGGCAAGACAGGCGAUGGUCAGGGAACUACAAACGUCGGGAAAACUCACCUUCAGCGAGGACACGACCGUAACACAUAAAUUCUACACUGAUCUUCAGGAACAAUACACAGAUAUAAAUAUGGCACUUCCGGUGGAAACUAUUCCGGGCUCAGAGAAGUUUCAAGUCCUUGCUUCAGGUGAUUUGCUUGGCAACGUGAUCAACAUGUUUAUCACGGACAGUGACGACAACGACGAAGAGGUGAUAGGAGAGAACAUCAUGACGUCGCUCAGUCCGACAGUGUUGGGGCUCAAGUAUCUCAUCAUGUCUGACGAUGUCGACCACGACACGGUCGAACGAGGACGAGUUCAUAUUCGAAAUGGUAUAGUGAACAUUUUGAAGUUGAGAAACGAUUCUGGCGGUUUUAGAUAUUUUGACGAAUCUGCCCCUUCUACUUGGUUUACGGCGUUCGUCCUGCAAACUCUGUGUGUGGCUAAAGACAUCACGUUCGUGAACCGGGAGGUUAUCGACACAGGACUCACGUGGCUUUUCUCUCGAGUAAACACAAGGGUAAAAACCCCUAUUGUUGAAGAUGACAGACACUUUUAUCAGAUAUCGGCACCAGACAAUAAUACCAUGUUAGGAGCGGAAAUACUCACUGCAGCCAAUCAGUGCAGGUUUAACAUUCCUAGGUCGCUGAAGUCGAGACGAGCCAUUCUGAUCCGGCUGCUGAAGAACCGACUCCGGAAGUUGAGGAACCAACUGGCGAUUGCGAAGGUGGCGUACGCGUUGCUUGUGAGCGGAGUGUCCCGGUGGAAACGCGUCACGCGUAAACUGUUUCUCAUCAAGAAGAAAACCACCGAUGGUUUGCUGUACUGGUCGGAACUCUCCGAGGACAGGAUGAGAAGAAACCCGUCUUUUGAUCGCAGCGAUCCGACAGCUGAUGCCAUAGAAACGACGUCGUACGCGCUGAUGUUGUCGCUGAAGUACACAAUUAAACGAGGACGACGGAAAGGACAGCACGUGGUGGACCCGGAUAGGAUCGCGGGUUGGAUCGUCAGGUGGAGAAAUACAGAUGGGGUUUUCGUCGGUGCGACGGACACGGCAGUGGCCACCCUGGCGCUGGCCAAGUAUCGAGAGUACAAGAACAUCCAGAACACGAGUCUCCAGCUGGUUAUCAGCAACACUGCCGAGAACUUCACACAGUCACUCGAGUUCGACGACGAAACAGCGCUCUCCAUCAAGUCCGUGCCAGAGGUUCCACCGGUCUCCAUUCUGCACGUGUUUACUAGAGGCGAGGGUCUGGGUCAGAUGCACGUGCAUGCUAAAUACAACCAAUACGUGGAUGAAGAGGCAGACUGUCGGUUUAACAUGACAGUCCAGUGCUACUUAGCAAGUUUGCCUUUAUCUGGUGAUUUUAACCUGUGUUCUAUGUGCGACAUUGGAUGUGAGCGUAAGCGACCACCGUGUAAAGUGGAGGAUUCGCCAAAGGAAGGCAUCUCGUAUAGCGGGAUUCAGCGCUGUCUAAAAAUAUCUAUCAGAUACAGCGGUGACUACGACCACGGCCGGACGGUGAUCGAGGCGAACAUGUUGACCGGAUAUGAACCCGUCAUGUGUGACCUACAGCAGAUGACUGGGGGUGACAUUAUGUUUGCCACGUUCGACGAGAAGAAGGCGAAGGUCACUGUGACCGUAAGACAAGUGAGCACCUCGGACAAACUUAAUUUUGGAUUCCGUAUUAAGAAGAAGCAUGAAGUACAAGGACUGCAUCCAGCGACCAUCAUCAUCCGAGAUCCUAGACGAUCAUCCGAGCGAAGACGAGAGAUGAGAGAGAGAGAGAGAUAG
Molecule: messenger RNA, 3795 nt
Organism: Gigantopelta aegis
Lineage: Eukaryota; Metazoa; Mollusca; Gastropoda; Neomphalida; Peltospiridae
Product: complement C3-like
Exons: 28
Cellular component (GO): extracellular region
Molecular function (GO): endopeptidase inhibitor activity
Source: RefSeq, a predicted model, not a curated record